CACUGAGAACACACAGCCUCACUCGGCUCUCUCGGUUCUCCUCGUAGCGAUUCUCAAGCACCGCUGCCUUUUUUGGACUUUGUGAACUUUUUGGACUUUACGUCUUUUUGUGAUAAACCAGCAAGAUGGCUUGUGAACUGGAGCCCAUGUCCCGCACCUACCAGUACCGCAAGGUGAUGAAGCCCAUGCUGGAGCGCAAGCGGCGGGCUCGCAUCAACAAGUGCCUGGACGAGCUCAAGGACCUGAUGGUGAGCGCCCUGCAGUCCGAGGGCGAGUCCAUCGCCAAGCUGGAGAAGGCCGACGUGCUGGAGCUGACCGUGACCCACCUGAAGAAGCUCCAGCGCCGCAACCAGCUGGCCAUCCAGCCCCUCCCGACCCACCAGGACAAGUUCCGCGAAGGAUACAGCCACUGCGCCUCCGAAGUGUCCCGCUGCCUCGCCUCUGUGCAGGGCGUCGACGUCACCCUCGGCACCAAGCUCAUGACUCACCUGGGCAUCUCCCUCACCAACUACGAGAAGCGGGCGCCCCUCACCAUCCUCGUGCCCCAGGCCGAGCCCUCGCCCGCCCUCUCCUCGGCCUCCAGUGGAUACUCCUCCGCCUCCGAACUGUCCCCCGCCCCCUCCACCUCCUCCAGCAGGAGCAGCAACUCCCCGGCCGCCAGCAGCACCUCCGGCAGCAGCAGCCCCUCGCCACGCCCUCAGGGCCUCCUGACCAUCGCCGCCCCCUCGGGCCCCAUGUGGCGCCCCUGGUAGGCCAAUCCCCUUCCGCUACCUUACCUGGAGCCGCUGCCUCAGCCGAUGGUUCGCCAGCGACACGCGGAAGCUGACCAAUCAACGAUGGUGUCGACUCUGACGUCACCAGCCAGGAACCAAUGAGGAGAGCAGCUCGAAGACUUCUGUGAUAGUCCCGCCCCCAGGGAUCAGCUGUGAUAGGCCGCCGAGCGGAGUGAUAGUCUCUGUGAUAUUCAUCCUUCAUCGAUCACCCUCCAUCGCCAUCGUCACCCAACGCAAACCAGCGAAUAUAUUAAAUAAAAUCUUAUUUAAAUUUA
Penaeus indicus is the source of this 1048-nucleotide messenger RNA. RefSeq names its product enhancer of split mbeta protein-like. Gene Ontology annotation, cellular component: nucleus. NCBI's taxonomy places the organism in Eukaryota, Metazoa, Arthropoda, Malacostraca, Decapoda, Penaeidae. Gene Ontology annotation, molecular function: RNA polymerase II cis-regulatory region sequence-specific DNA binding; DNA-binding transcription factor activity, RNA polymerase II-specific; protein dimerization activity. The coding region runs from base 126 to 752 and encodes 208 amino acids. The record is from RefSeq and is a predicted model, not a curated record. The transcript has a single exon. Gene Ontology annotation, biological process: regulation of transcription by RNA polymerase II; regulation of neurogenesis; anterior/posterior pattern specification.